Molecule: messenger RNA, 4070 nt
Organism: Linum trigynum
Lineage: Eukaryota; Viridiplantae; Streptophyta; Magnoliopsida; Malpighiales; Linaceae
Source: the annotation of a GenBank genome assembly
AGAACUCAGAAAUAUGGUUAUGCAACCAAUGAUUCUCCCCAUGGUUCUCACCAUAGCCGAAUCUCAGGUAUUGAAUUUGUUAGCUGAAUGACGUCUUUUGUUGUGUCUACAUAGCCAGAUACUUAUGUUUCUUGGUUGUCGUUCAUACAUUGAUGCUCUCUUUGUCCACCCAUUGAUUAGGGUAACCUUGAUUUUAUCGAACUUAGAUACUCCAUCUUCACUAAGGAAUAUUUAUGGUUCUCAUUUUGAAAUAUCUUAGUGUGUGAAUUUUCUCCUUUAAUGUCUAUAGUAACCAUUUAAACUUUUGAGAAGGCUAUCCUUGUACGGAACAUUUUUUGUUGGGAACUUAGUGUGUAUAGUAGCUCCCUUGUUUUUGACAGUUUCCUCAAAUGCUUGUUUGGUAGAGGAAGAAAAAGUAAAAUUUUCUUAUUUCUUUCUGGUUUCAUCUUGGACAUUAGGCUUCUUGGAUGUGACAUUUUGUCUUGGGCUAAAGUUCUAUGUUGAGAAGUGCAUUGCUCGUGCAGAUAAACACUCAUUUGUGUACCUAAGGAAAUCAUUUUUGCAUUCCUAUGGUCUCUUGUGUGCAUAUCCAUGUGAAUUUUUUUUAUUUUCUGCAAAACGAAUAAGUGAUGGACAGUUAAACUGAUACAUAUGAGUUUAUAUCGAGGAGUGAUCAAAAUUAUGAUUUUCCAUCUAUUGUAGGAUAAAGUAGAUUUUGAGCUUUCAACCCUUCCAGCUCUUGUUCCUGUCCUCAGUACCGCUGCUGGCGAGACACUACUUCUUCUUGUCAAGCAUGCAGAUCUCAUAAUCAACAAGGUAACUUGCUCUAUCCACACACCAUUUUUUGUCCGUAUUUUAGAGAAGGGGGAGUAACCAAAGAUGGGAGGAAAAAAAGAGGGAAAAUAUAGAAAGAUGAAAAAGAAGGGAAAAAAAGAGAAGGGGGGGGGGGGGGGGGGGGGCAGCGAGAGGAUGCUCUUUUUGUUUUCAUCUAUUUAUGAUUAGUGUCAGAAAUUGUUGAUUACAGUUAAUAGCACCAUCAUAGAAACAAAUUUAUAUUCCUUCAUCUAGAGCUUUUGGACUGUAAAUUUUUGGGGAAUUAUUGAUAUCUUCUUUUUACUCUUCAUCCUGCUUUUCACUAAUUUCACGAAUAUGUUCGACAUUAGAAUAAGUCUGUACUAAUAUCCCAUUCUGUAUAACACUUGUAGGCUAGUCAUGAGACUUUGGUAUCUAGUGUCCUGCCAAUGUUGGUUCGAGCUUAUGAUGAUACUGAUCCACGCAUCCAGGAGGAAGUUUUGAAAAAAUCUGUAUCUCUUGCCAAGCAACUUGAUCCUCAGGUUUGAUAGCAUUUCAUCGAAGUUGCUCUCAAGUCUACUUUUCUUAUCAGUGGAAGUAUAUGCUUGAAAUGAGUUGUGACUUCCUUGAUUUGAUACUUAAACCUGUUGGAUUCAGACAAAUAAUUGACCAAUACUUUUCUUUUAUCAUCAUUUGGGAUACCCCUUUAGAGGCCUGAAGGUGAAUAAAAUGCACAGAGUUGUCUAUAUUUCCUGGUAACUGAUGUCAUUUUUGGGUACUGUGCAUUGUUUUUGUAUUUCCAGCUAGUGAAGCAAGCAAUUUUGCCUCGGGUUCAUGGAUUAGCUCUCAAAACAACUGUUGCUGCGGUAUGUAUAUGGUUUAUGUGGACCAACUGAUAUAAGGUGCAACAUGUUUCAACUUCUGAGAUGCAGGAUGUUUUUUUUUUAUGUUUGGAUAUCUCAUAUGAAUGCCUCGCCGGAAAAAAAUCUCAUACAAAUGCCUUAUUAUCAUUUUGUGUUUGCAGGUAAGAGUGAAUGCUCUGCUAUGCUUUGUAGAAUUUGCUCAUUCACUCGACAAACAUGCUAUUCUGGACAUGUUGCAAACCAUUGGACGUUGUACAGCAGUUGACCGUUCUGCUCCUACCCUUAUGUGUACUCUCGGGGUUGCAAACUCUAUUCUAAAGCAGGUAAUGGUUUGAAACAUAUGAUAUUAGAGGUGAAUAUUGUGACCUCAAUUGUUUCAUUCUUCUGACUGGAACUCUUUUUGUCAGUUUGGAGUAGAAUUUGUUGCAGAGCAUGUUCUUCCCCUGCUUUCGCCUCUGCUCAUUGCCCAGCAGCUUAACGUGCAGCAGUUUGCCAAAUACAUGCUCUUCAUUAAGGAUGUCCUGAGGUAUUUUCACUGCUCCAUCUGAGAUCCAUAGUACACUGAUCAUAUCUGGGAAGCCUUUUAGCUCAAUCAUGGUUAGUAGUUCUUUUUGAAGUCUUGAGAUUUAUGUAGAUGGAAUGUGCUGAGGAUUCGUAAUGCCACCAAGAAUUGGACAUUCAUUAUUUUUUCUUUUUCUUGGUGGAAAAAAUGUUAUGCUAGGGCACUUGGUCUAAUUGAACCGGCAAGCUAAGGACAAUUAUUGAAUAUGUACGAUGAUUAUUAUAAUAUCUAUGGUAUAGAGUUUGAACAUUUGAAAUUGCAACGGUUAUCCCAUUAAUUACACAAAGCUCAAGAGUAAAUGCCAUAAGUUGAAUGUCUGUGGUGUGGUCGGCUUGUAUAUCCCUCCUGUCUAUCUAGUUUCCACAUAAAAGAAGUGUGUAUUAUCAUAACCCUGCUUUUUGGUAAUUCUCUUUAAACAGGAUGAUAGAAGAAAAGCGAGGGGUCAGUGUAAGUGAUUCUGGAAUUCCAGAGGCGAAGACAUUGCCUUUUGCUAAUGGGACUCAGUCUCAAGCAUCUAGCAAAUCAACUGGCACAGUUGCUUCUGCAGUAAAAAAGAGUCCUUCUUGGGAUGAAGACUGGGGUCCUGUCACCAAAGGUUCUGACCCUUCAAAGCACCCUGCUACCACACCUAUUCCCUCUAUUUCAAGCAACCCAUCUCCUGCUCCUACUACUAUGACAUCUUCGGGCAGCCAGCAGCAGCCACUGCAAUCAUUGUCUUCCAUGGCCAGUCAACAACCAGUGGUGUCAUGCACUCCAGUCGACAUAGAGUGGCCUCCUCGGUCAUCAUCUUCUGGUGUAAUCCCGCAGCAAAGUGAUGGCUGGGGACAAUCGAGUAUGGUGGCAUCAUCAUCUGCACCAGCUCUUGACGAUAUGGAUCCUUUUGCCGAUUGGCCUCCGAGGCCUAGCAGCAGCACCUCCAGUACCUCCAACACUUUGAACAACGGUAAAGUUGGAUCGCUCACUCCAACUUACGGCUCUAACUUUGCAACCAUCACAUCCAACAGCAGCACUCAGAGCAAUGGGAGCAACAGCUGGGCGUUCAACAACCAGAAUUCGCUUACCAUGGGACGAGGAGCUGUGAACGGUGGUGGUGGCAGUGGGAUGAAUCCCAGCCACUCCCUCGGGGUCUUGAAAAGCAAUCAAGGUGGAAGUAUGGUCUCGUCAAGUAAUCAAAGGACGAGGUCGUCGGGAGAUCUGGAAUCCAUAUUUGGUUCCGGGAGGAACAACGAUAAUGGAGCUUUAGCUCCGAAGCUUGCUCCGCCUCCUUUGACAGCUGUCGGCAGAGGGAGAGGGAGAGGGAGAGGGACAGCGGUUGGCUCGACUAUGAAGUCUUCUUCUCAUGCCAACAACAAACCUCAGCCUGGACAGCCACCUCUCUUGGAUUUGCUAUAAAAUCAAAGCAUAACACGAGGUAAGCACAAGAGAAAGAAAUGGUCUUCAGUCGUGUGCAACGUUGCAAUCUGAACCAGCUUCGUCCUUAGUGGUCAUCUUGGCUCGACACUGGUCUAGCCGGCUCGAUGUCUUGAAAUAUAUAAAUAUGUGUAUGGGUUCAGGGGAGGUUUUGGGCUGAAGGUGAUGGUUUGGCUCCCAUCAAAUGUUUGUUUUGUGGGUUUAUAUUUUUAUUGGCUUGUAUUCAAGUUAUUGUGAUGAAAUAAAUAGAUGAAAAGAAUAUGUACCCCAUUCUUGUAAUUUCUUUUUGUAUAUGUUACUGGAGGUUUCUUCCACUUUUUUUUUUUUUUUUGACAAAUAUUUUUACCACAUUUGAUGUUUUUAAAAGUUUAGUAAUAGGUGUAAUUGUAUCAUUUUAUAAGUGUAGAAUUGAUUAAUCAAUUUUAUAAAAAGUGUAAUUGCAU